AUGAGGCAGGUGCAGGACGCGGUGUCUCGCAUGGAGAACACUCAGGGCUCGACACUCGAGAAGCUUGGACUGGCGCUAAAGGCGGAACUUGGACGGAUGGUUCAGGAACAGCUUUCGGAAGCUCGACCGAUGAAAGGUGUCGUCCCGAGUCCCCAUGACGACAGUCGGACUCGCCGCGAGGCGGAGACUCUGGAAGCAACGGUCAAGAACCUUCAGAAGUAUCUCGUGGGACAAUUGCGCAAUCUUCUGACGACAUCGGCCCAAGAUCAAGGAUCUGCGGGAAAAAUCCAGUCUAAUCCGGCAACUCAAGGAUACAGACAGUCCGAUCGAGUAACUUCAGACCGGAAACCCAGUCGAGAAUCCAGUGGCGUAAUCAACGAGCGUACAAGCGCGGGGCGUAUGGGACAGGACAUGAAGAACACCGACGAAUUCCUGGCGUCCAAAUUGCAGGAGACGUUGAACGCGGCUAAAGCGGAGGUGAAGGCGGAACCCGUGCUCGAGUCGAAGUCCCCUGCGCCGACCCGAUCGACGUCAAGUAGAGUGUCUGGAUGGCCAUCGUCUGGAACGUCCAAGUCGCCCGAGCCGCGCAGGCGUGAGUCGUUGCGCAAGAGGAAGUCUGGCAAGUCUCGUCGUCAUGGUAAUCCGUCGGACUCCGGCCCGAGCUCGGACUCUAGCUCUGAAUCGGACUCAAGCAACAGGUCGGACAGCAGCUCGUUUGGGGACACGACGCCUGGAGUGACUACGAAGACUGCAGAAGGAGGCACUACGGUGUACACGUUCAAGCCGUUUGUGAAUUCGAACACGCUGGAGGACUUUGAUCCGAAGGCCUCGUUGGCGACCAGGAUUCGGUGGCUGGAGCGGUUCCAAAGUAUGACUACCCAGGGCGGAUGGACAGAUCAAGUGAAGGCGUACGAGAUGAAACUCAAGAUGCCUGCGCCUGUUUGGAACUGGGAAACAAACUUGGAGCUGAAGGUGCGUAGGGACUGGAAACGGUUUCUGAAGGCAUUGCGCGAGAGGUACUGCAAGGCCAAGACUUCAGACUCGGAGCGGUAUUACACGAUGAUUCAGAAGAAAUCCGAGACGCCUCUCGAGUUCUACUACCGGUUGAACAAGGUCGCUGAGGAGGCUGGUCUGGACUUCAAGUCGUCGCGCAAGGCUCGAGAACGCCAUCUGAAUGUGUUUAUGAAGAAGCUUUUGGACACCAGACUGCGAUCGACCCUCCAAGGCCAGCGGAUUCGGAGCCUGAAGGAUGUGAAGUAUGUGCUGAAACAACACGAGGACAUGGCUCAGGACGAUGACUACGACACUCCGCCCGUGAAGCGAGAUUUCCGAGCCGACAAUGUUUCGCAUGGACAUUUCCACCCGAAGCGGAGGGGAAGAGCAUUCGUCGUGCAGAACGAAGAUGAGUCGAGUGAUGAUGACAAACAAGUGCGUUUCCAUGAUGCCGUCGAAGACAUUCCGACCAAAUCAGGGACGCUAGCGACUGCUGCCUCAACUGGAAGCGUGUCCACUGGAAGCUCGAUGUCUAGAAACUGA
Molecule: messenger RNA, 1536 nt
Organism: Phytophthora sojae
Lineage: Eukaryota; Oomycota; Peronosporomycetes; Peronosporales; Peronosporaceae
Exons: 2
Coding region: 1-1536 (511 amino acids)
Source: RefSeq, a predicted model, not a curated record